Haemonchus placei is the source of this 2784-nucleotide messenger RNA. The record is from the annotation of a GenBank genome assembly. Lineage: Eukaryota; Metazoa; Nematoda; Chromadorea; Rhabditida; Trichostrongylidae.
AUGGCGUUGAAUUACAUUGUUUCUGCUAAAAAGGCGUCCGUCGUCACGGAUGCUGUCGUGGGCAACUUUACAGUAAACCGGCUGGAGAUUGUGAAGGUUGCUUCCGAUGGGUUGAAGGUUGUUCAAGAAGUUCCUGUGUUCGGCAGAAUCGAAACGAUCCGACUGUUCCGGCCGAAGAACGAGACUCGUGACAGCUUAUUGAUUCUUACGGCGAAGAAUCACCUGGCUGUUGUGGCUUGGGAUAUUGAACGAAACGAAUUGAAAACUCGUGCCUCCGGCAGCGUGUGCGAUCGCGUUGGAAGGCCGAGCGACUACGGCCCAAUUGCUUGUGUGAAUAAAGCUGGAUUAAUUGCCUUGCGUAUCUAUGACGGAACACUAAAAAUUAUUCAAUGGGAAGAUAACAAGGAUCUAAAGUCAUUCAAUGUUCGAUUCGAAGAUCUUGCUAUUGUGGACCUCAGCUUUACCGAGACAUCGGGCGACGCGAUAAGGCUUGCAUACAUUUCUCAGGACUCUAAUGGUAGGCACUUGAAGACCGUCGAACUUUCAAUGGUAGAGAAGGAGCUGAAAACAAUUUCGAAGCAAGACAAUAUAGAAACGGAAGCCAGGAUGGUAAUACCCGUGCCGUUGCCUUGUGGUGGUGUGAUUGUUGUUGGUCAGGAAACCAUAUUGUACAAUGGUGAAGAUAAUGUAUACCUUACAAUAUCACCGAACACAAUGAACAGAUCUGUUUUCACGAGCUUUGCUCCAGUUGAUGCAAAUGGACAAAGAUUUCUUUUGGCGGACGACCAUGGUAUACUGUACAUGCUCGUAUUGGACGUAGACGCCAAAAGUCCCAGUCCUGGUGUAAAAGAUUUGAAGAUCGAAUCGCUAGGGGAAACGACGAUUGCGGAGUGCUUGGUGUACUUGGAUAAUGGUGUGUUGUUCGUUGGUUCUCGUUUUGGUGAUUCCCAGUUAGUCCGAUUAACUUCACAGCCGAAUCCGGAGACCAAUUCCUUUGUACAGAUACUGCAGACCUUCACUAACCUCGCCCCCAUUAGGGAUAUUGCAGUAAUGGAAUGUGACGGACAGAAUCAAAUAAUUACGUGCUCUGGAGCAUUUAAGGAAGGCUCUCUUCGAAUAAUACGGAAUGGUAUCGGUAUUGAUGAGGCCGCAUCGGUAGAUAUUCCAGGUGUAAAGGGUAUCUUCACGUUGAAGAUCGAUUCUAAACUUGACAACUACCUAAUUAUUUCUUUGAACUCGGAAACUCACAUAUUAGCUAUGAAUGGAGAAGAAUUGGAGGAUACUCAGCUUCUUGAUCUGGAGACGGACGAGCAUACUUUGUGGGCUGGAAUGCUAGGGUCUUCGCAGAUUGUAUUGCAGGUAACAUCGACCACUGUAUUGCUAGCUAAAGAAGGAUCUAAAAAAGUCGCUUGGAAGCCGUCGCAUAGCAACCUGAUCAACUUGGUAUCUGUAAAUCAAGGAAGUGGUCAGCUAGUUGUCGCUUGCGGCACUCGUAUUUACUACCUUCAAUGUGGUGAUAUGACCAUCACCGAGGUGGCGAAUGCGACUCUCCAAGACGAGGUGGCAUGCAUUGAUAUUGGCACAAUAGAGGAAUCAAAGGAUUCGACGAUUAUCGCAUUAGGUUUCUGGAAGCAUCACAGAAUAGCGCUGUAUUCUUUACCAGGGCUGGUUGAGGUAACUUGUGAAAGCAUGCCUGGCGAUAUGUUACCGCGCUCAAUAAUGAUGACGAAGCUAGAGAAUACGAUUUAUUUAAUGGUAGCCUUGGGUGACGGCACAUUAUACUACUAUCGCGUUGAUAGGGAAAACGGAGCAUUACUGGAAAUGAAAAAAGCUACCGUUGGAACUCAGCCGCCAAGUUUGAACCGCUUUUAUACUCGUGGUCAGAUGCAUAUAUUCGUAUGCAGUGACCGCCCCGCUGUGAUUUUCUCGUCCAACGGAAAACUUGUGUUUUCGAAUGUAAAUCUUCGCAUAGUCACCCAUGUGUGUGCCCUGAACUCGUCAUCGUACAGAAAUAGCUUGGUGAUGUCUGAUGGAGAGACCAUUGUUAUUGGAACAGUGGACGAAAUUCAAAAACUUCACAUUCGCACAGUGCCACUUGGGGAAUCUGUGCGACGAGUUGUCCACCAACCUGAAACGUCUACAAUGGCCAUCCUUGUGAACCGUCCAAUCAUCGUAUACGCUAAGGAUUCCGAUCGAUAUUCCGUAUCAAAAAUGACAACGGCAAGGUCGUCAAGUAAAACGACAUCUGGUCAGCGGCCGUCGAUUUCUAUUGAUGCAACUGAUGGUGAUGUGCACUCCAUUGUCACCCUUGAUGAUAACACAUUCGAGUACUUACAUUGUCAUGAACUCGGAACUUGUGAACAGGCUUUAAGCGUUAUUUCUACAAAACUCGGGGAUGAUCCGACGACAUAUUACGUUGUUGGUACAGCACUUGUUUACAGUGAUGAAACGGAAUCGAAAAAUGGUCGUCUUCUAGUUUUUGAAUCGGGGAAAGGUUCAGAGCGGACACAUUUGCGAUUGGUGCAUGAGAAAGAAAUACGCGGUGCGCCAUUCGAUAUGGAUGUGCUCAAUGGCAAGCUUAUUGUCGCCAUUAAUAGCUCUGUCCGUUUGUUUGAGUGGACUGCAGAGAAGGAGUUGCGACUGGAGUGCUCUCACUUCAACUAUAUCACUGCUCUGUUCAUCAAAGUGAAGGGUGACCAAGUGUUGGUGGGUGAUCUUAUGCGUUCUAUGACCAUAUUGAAUUACAAAGCAGUGGAAAGCACGUUUGAAGAAGUGGCAAAGUAG